CGUUGCCUUCUACGUGGAUAGUCAUAUGAGUCUGCAAAGAGUUUUUGAGUUGGUCUGCAAGUCUUUAUUCUUGUUUAAGGUCAUUGUGAAAUGAAACCACUUCCUGUGAAGGUUUAACACUAAUGUAAAAACACUACUCAUCAUUCUGAGGACCACACCUCAUAUUGUGAAGACAUACUGUCAGACACAACUAAUAAUGGAUUCUGAUGACAUUUAUCAAAAUGUUGAACGCAGAGAUAUUGUGGACACAACUGGACCUCAAACACUGAAUCACAGCAAGGAUGAAGGAAAAGAUCAAAAGUGCAGAGGAAGCAGGUGUUUGGUGUUGAUGACAGUGUGUCUCGGGAUCAUUUGUGUUCUUCUGCUGGUCUUCAUCAUACUGCAGCACAUCUCCAACAGAGCAGAGAGAGAAUCUCUGUUCAAGAGUUACAAGAACACAGUUGAAGAGUUCAAUCAGACCAUCAACAGAUUACAGCACAAUUACACUGAACUAAAGACUGAAAAAGACCAACUGAAGAACAGCUUCAACUCUUUGAGUCAGAAGAAACUGGAGCUGGAGACCAGAGUCACGUCUUUGAGUAAUACACUGGAGACAAAAGCUUUUAAAGAAGUGUUUCUGUUAGGAUGUCUGUGCAGAUUAGAUGGCUUGUUAAUCUCCAAUAAGGUGAUGAACUGGGCUGACAGCAGGCAGUACUGCAGGGAUCGAGGAGCUGAUCUGGUCAUUAUCGACACUGUACAGAAGCAGAGAUACAUAUCUUCAUUAGUCAAGGACAGAGUAUGGAUUGGUUUGACUGACAUUCAGAAGGAGGGCAACAUGAAAUGGGUGGAUAAUUCACCACUGAGACGAGGGUUUUGGAUGGAAGGUGAGCCGAAUGAUGAACAUGGAAAGGAGGACUGUGUUGAAAUGAUCUCUUCUUGUUCAUCUUCUAACCUGAAGAACUGGAAUGAUCUCUCAUGCUCUGAGAAGAGAAAAGGCAUUUGUGAGAAAUAGGGUUCAUCCCGUCUUGUUGUGGUUUUACUUCUUUUAUUUUAUGGAAUCAUUCUUAUUGUAAAUUCUGAAUUUCUGAUAGAGGUGCCUGCCUUUAAAACAGUCUGCUACAUUCAUUUUAUAUAAACUGCUUUCACAAUAUCAAUUUUAUUUUAUAAUUUUCUGUAAUAUACAAAAUCACAAGGCGAUUUUCAGAUGAAAGGAAAUGUAAAAUUGUCAUUAUUUUUAUUGCUAUAAUAAACUCGCAACAUCCAGUUUCUCACAAAGUGAAAAUGAUCUGGGACACCAAACCUCUGAUGUAUUCGUGUGUUGCUCCGUCAUGCUCUAUGUCAAUAUUCAAAAAGUAUUUGUAUAGCGUUUUUCACAAUAUACAUUUUUUUUCAAAGCAGCUUUACAGAAAAUGCAUCUCUACAUUACAAUUUACAGUGAUCUGUUUUCAUGCAUCUCGUUUGUUGGAAUAAUUCACUCCUAUUAUUCUGAUAUUUAGUGUCUGUGAAACUUCUUUUGUGUCGAUUUGCCUUCUCUUUGAAUAAAAUGGCAUUUAAAAAACAUUUAUUUAAUUAUAUUUAUUACAUUUUUGUUAUAUUUUGUUAUUAUUUCAUAAUGGAUUUUAUUGCACUAUAUAUGGAGAGAGUUCCUCCUGUCCAGCAGGGCGCAGCAGAGAGCAGGUUUAUCAGACUGAAGUGAUCAGAGAGGAACAGAAACAUCAGGUCAAAAGUGAAGCUCAAGUGACUUUCUACCAAUUAACUGAUAUUUUUAUGUUUUAAUUUUAAACAUUACUUUUGACACUAAUGUAAUUCCAUAAUUGAACAUUAAUAGAUAAAAGCUACACAUUAUUUUACCUCAAAACAUCUUUCAGAUCGUUGCACUAAUAUUACAAGAGUUACAAGAACACAGCUGAAGAGUUCAAUCAGACCAUCAACACAAUUACACUGAUUUAACACGUUAUUCAACUUAGGAAGAAAUUGCAACGCCUCUCGCAGUUCAAAGCGAUUAUGCAACGUCCUACGCCUUCCCUAUUCAACUUAUGAAAAAAAAGUGUAAUUGACACGACAUCAGUUACGCUUGAAGGCGAUCUGGCGGAAGCUAGAUAUUUUACUUCAUAACUUGUUAAUAUAUGGAUUUUUUUUUUUUUUUCACAAAUGCAUCGCUUCAGUUCAGAAGGCCUUUAUUAACUC
Molecule: messenger RNA, 2166 nt
Organism: Megalobrama amblycephala (Wuchang bream)
Lineage: Eukaryota; Metazoa; Chordata; Actinopteri; Cypriniformes; Xenocyprididae
Product: C-type lectin domain family 4 member E-like
Exons: 5
Coding region: 197-991 (264 amino acids)
Biological process (GO): biological process involved in interspecies interaction between organisms
Cellular component (GO): external side of plasma membrane
Molecular function (GO): D-mannose binding; fucose binding
Source: RefSeq, a predicted model, not a curated record